Messenger RNA from Solea senegalensis (Senegalese sole), 3838 nucleotides. RefSeq names its product clathrin interactor 1a (gene clint1a). Gene Ontology annotation, molecular function: phospholipid binding; clathrin binding. Gene Ontology annotation, cellular component: plasma membrane; clathrin vesicle coat; endosome. Lineage: Eukaryota; Metazoa; Chordata; Actinopteri; Pleuronectiformes; Soleidae. Gene Ontology annotation, biological process: endocytosis. The transcript has 12 exons. The record is from RefSeq and is a predicted model, not a curated record. Bases 149 to 2008 code for a protein of 619 amino acids.
GUACCUCUCAUGUCUGCUGCGUUUGCGCCUCCUGCCUUGAACGGGAGGUGGAGAAGAGUUUACUUUACGGAGUUGAAGGUUUGGUUUCGGCGAACGUCUGGUGUGAAGGGUUUCGGCGAGGCAGAAAGACACUUCUCACAAAGCCAAGAUGCUGAACAUGUGGAAGGUCAGGGAGUUCGUUGACAAAGCAACCAACGUGGUGAUGAACUACUCAGAAGUGGAAUCUAAAGUCAGAGAGGCCACAAAUGAUGACCCCUGGGGACCAUCAGGACAGCUGAUGACUGAGAUUUCUAGAGCGACCUUCAUGUAUGAGCAGUUUCCAGAGGUGAUGAACAUGUUGUGGGCCCGCAUGUUGAGAGACAACAAGAAGAACUGGCGGAGAGUCUAUAAGUCUUUGCUACUAUUGGCCCAUCUAAUCAAGAAUGGAUCAGAGAGGGUUGUUACCAGUGCCAGAGAACAUCUCUAUGACCUGAGAUCAUUAGAAAGUUACCACUUUGUAGAUGAGAAUGGAAAGGACCAGGGUGUGAAUGUGCGUCACAAAGUGAAGGAGAUGGUGGACUUUGUCCAGGAUGAUGACAGACUCCGGGAGGAACGGAAAAAGGCAAAGAAGAAUAAAGACAAAUAUGUUGGGGUAUCCUCGGACAGUAUGGAUUCCCGGGGUUACGCAGGAGAAAGGUACGAUUGGAGCGAUAGUCGUGGAAAGUGGGACGAUGACUGGGAGAAGAAUAAAGGGCAGUUUCCCUUCAGUGAGAAGUUGGGAGAGAUCAGUGACAAAAUUGGCACCACCAUUGAUGAUACCAUAAGCAAAUUUAGAAAGAAGGAUAGAGAUGACUCACCAGAACGAUUUAGUGACAAUGAGGAGGACAAGGGUCGCUCAUCUCACAAUGGCCAGUCUGGGAAAGAGUUUAAAGAUGAAGAAGAGACUGUUACCACGAAAAGUGUACACAUUGUCCAAUCAACAGAGACAACAGCAACACGCAAAAGAGGGGUCCCAUCCAAGAAAGUAGACUUGGGGGCCGCAGCCAAUUACACAGGCGAUGGGAGCAAAGCAACCAAAACCACCACACAGCCUCAGCCAGCAGCACCUCAGCCCUCGUCUACUGGUCUUGCUGACCUACUAAUGGUGGACCCAGCACCAAGCCUGCCCACUGCUACAGACCUGAUGGGUGGAUUUGCAGACUUUCCCUCACCUGCUGCCUCAGUAGGCAUCACUUCAGCAACACCAGCCUCUAACAGUAAUGGAGACUUUGGAGAGUGGAAUGCCUUCCCUGGUGGACAGAUGCCAGUAUCUGCUCAGACUGCUGACACCAGCACUAAUGACCUUUUUGGCACCAUGACAACAAGUCCUGCCGCUGUCCCUGCACCCGUCCCAGUCUUAGCUCCAGCCUCUGCAGAUCUCUUUGACCUGAUGGGUCCAACUCAGUCUCUCACUUCCUCCCAGAGCCUGAACUUCAGCAUGAGCAGCACACAGAGCAUGAGCAGCACAGGCCUGCCCCAAUCUAUGUCACAGCCGUUCCAGAACAUGGGUGGUCCACUUCAACCACAGCCUCUUCAGCUGAUGCAGCAGGGAGCAGCCUCUCAAGCUGCAGGAUCCAAAGGGUCCCUCCCUUCUACCUGGGCAGACCACUCUGUAAACAUAAGCCUGGAUUUCUUGGGUCCAGGCGUGCACCCUCCCAAGCCUAACCAGCCCAGUCUCAAUACCCUCCAACAAGGUAACCAGGGCAACCUGCUCUCCCAAGGAAUUUCCACCAUGAGCCUUGGACCUACUGCAGUCAGACCACCUGUAAAUCCCAUGAUGCACCCUGGUGCAGGGAUGGGCAUGGGGAUGGGAAUGACCCCCAACCAGGGCAUGAUGGGGAUGGGCAUGAACAUGGGAAUGCCUCAAGGAGGUAUGAUGAUGGGAAUGCCUGGUGCCAUGGGGAUGGGGAUGGGGAUGGGGAUGAAUCCUGGGAUGGUCCAGCAGCCCAAACAAGAUGCCUUUGCUGACUUCGGCAACUUUGGAAAGUGAUGGAGCUGGAGAGCAAACAUUAUCAGGAGGAGCAGUGUAGGGCUCUCUCUUUCUCUGUCUCUGUCUCUCUACGUCCAUCGGUGAAGGAUUGUUAUGAGCUGCAAACAAAGAGUACUUGAAUAAUGUAAACUAUCAUAAUACCAACACCCUGCAAUCUCAUUAUUUUUUAAAUGUUAAACUCCAUAGUGAUAAAGAGCUCAGUGUGUGUGACUGUGUGUGACUGUGUGUGUGUGUGUGUUAGUGUGUACAUGUGCACACUGUUUGAGCCAAUGAUCUGUCGCUCUGGGUGGCGGUUUAACAGUGUGCCUUGUUAGUUAGUUAUGAGUUGGUAAAAAGAGGAAAGUGUGUGUCGCCCUGAGUCAGGAAGGAUUUGCUUUAUAACCUCAAAUUAAAUCACCAGAACAGAACAUUUUUUCUUUACUGAAUGAGUUUGGAUGACGAUCUGCCAUUUUAACUUUCUAAUGUAGAACAUUUACAAGAGUUGUCAAGUUACCUCUUUUUCUUUUGUUUGGUCCUCGUUCUUCCUUUGACCUGUAAAUAGAAAUAUCGAAGCCCUUUAAAAAUAAGUUAUGAUGUUCCAAUAGAAGAGGCAGUGACAUCGUGAAGGGUUGUGUCCUACAGACCAAAUGUGAUAAGACUUAAGACCUAUAACGAAGCACAUUGACACCUUUUCUUUGUACAUACAUGUCCACACACUCCAGAUGUGGCCUGUCAGCAGUGCUUCAGUAAUGAAUGUGUGUGGAGGGAAAGCUAUUGAUCAGAUUUAGGAGAUGCUCCUUAAACAGACCAUCAUUUGUGGCCUUUAUUAUAAGUAUAUAUAUAUAUCUAUAUAUUUUACCUUUGCAUCAAAAUGAGAUAAUCAGUAGGUAGAGAGAGAGCCUCGUACAGGGGUUGUGGGUUCGUCGUUAUAGCACCGAGUGCCUGAAAGACCUUUGCCUUUUCUCUUCACUCACCUCUUUGAUGGAGACAAUGUAACUGUGCAGUGUUGAGGACAGCUACGGACACAACUUCUGUACUAUGUACAAAUAUGAGUUUGUACUCAUGCCUCAAGCCAAGUGUACUUCUGUACAUAAAUCAGAUGCAGUUAUGUAAUUAUGUCACUCGUCCAGUUCUCGUGUGUGUCCCAUGCACAUUUUUAUUGUUUCCUCUGUUCAGACAAGCGAUAACUUCAGUUCAAAAAAAAAAAUCAAAGCAUCCGCACCUCCAGUGUUGAUGCAGACUGUUAUGAUAGCGUCAUACAUUUAUCUGUUCUUUAAAAUGUUCAACAGUGCAUCAUGGUAAAUCCUGCCUUCUCACCUUCCGUCUUUGCUAAGGUUACACAUUAAACACGGCAAUCUUGAAAACAUUGCUGCUGUAAUGACUGUCAUUAGUCCAAGUCUACAUGUGGUACUGACAGUUGGGAGGAGUGAGUGAGAUUCCGUGUGCUGACAGGAAGUACAGUAUGUUGGAGUGGUUGGAUGAGGAUGUGUUGUAGGGUAAGGGAUAAUGAAGAAUCCCAUUCAGCUGUACAGCAGUGAAGCGAUCUGAGAUUCAAGUGCCUGCUGAUGGUUGCCUCCUGACCCCUGUAAUGAGUGAUUGAUAAUAAGUAACUGUGGGCUGCCUGACAUAUUUGGUGUGUCAAUGUGGAGAUAAAUAAUUCACUGUCCAGUGGAGGAGGCAGUGGAUUCUGUUGCCCCUCCCGGGAGGAUUGAAGUUGUGCUUCCCCUUCUCCUCUGUGGGCUCCAGACGCCGAGCACACUAACACACAGUAGCCUUGCAUUGGAGUCUGAAGCAUUAAAAUGACCAAAUAUGUCUGUUUGCUGUUUUAUUAAAAUAUCUCAGUCGAUUGUU